CCAGUCGACUCUCCCAGCAUCUCCGUCAUCUGUCCUCCAGAGUCGCAAUGUCCCAGUACACCACCCGCCUCAUUGGCGCUCCCAACACUCUCGAUCACAGGGUGUUUAUCGAGCACAAUGGCCAGCCUGUGUCUUCCUUCCAUGACAUCCCGCUUUUCGCCGACCAGAGCAAUGGCAUCAUGAACAUGAUCGUCGAGGUCCCUCGCUGGACCAACGCCAAAAUGGAGAUCUCCAAGGAGGAGGCCUUCAACCCGAUCAAGCAAGACAUCAAGAAGGGCCGCUUGCGCUACGUCCGCAACUGCUUCCCCCACCACGGCUACAUCUGGAACUACGGCGCGUUCCCCCAGACUUGGGAGGACCCCACCCAGACGCACCCCGAGACCAAGGCCAAGGGCGACAACGACCCGCUCGAUGUCUGCGAGAUCGGCGAACAGGUCGGAUAUGUUGGCCAGAUCAAGCAGGUCAAGGUCCUCGGUAUCAUGGCUCUUCUCGAUGAGGGCGAGACCGACUGGAAGGUCAUCGUCGUUGAUGUCCAGGACCCGCUGGCGUCCAAGCUGAACGACAUCGAAGACGUCGAGCGCCACCUGCCCGGCCUUAUCAGGGCGACCAACGAGUGGUUCCGCAUCUACAAGAUCCCCGACGGCAAGGGCGAGAACGCCUUCGCAUUCUCUGGUGAGGCCAAGAACAAGAAGUACGCCACCGAGAUCAUCCACGAGUGCCAUGAAGCAUGGCGCCGCCUCAUCAACGGUGACAGCCCGGCCAAGACCGCUUCUUACGACCUUUCUAUCCGUAAUAUCACAAACCCGAACUCUCCUGGAUACGUCAGCCGCAACGACCCGUCGUACACUGGCUUGCCUACUGACUCCAGGAAGCCUCCUGCUCCUGUUGACCCUUCCAUCUCCAAGUGGUUCUACAUUUCUUCUGUGCAAGUCUAGAGCACGCAUAGUCCGAACAAUGGUACCCAAACUCCUUUGUAUAUCAGUAUUUCGCAGUGGUUUAUUAUGAGUCAAUAUGAUAAGUAUACAUGAAUGAUU
Messenger RNA from Coniophora puteana RWD-64-598 SS2, 1034 nucleotides. RefSeq names its product pyrophosphatase-domain-containing protein. The coding region runs from base 48 to 935 and encodes 295 amino acids. The transcript is spliced from 7 exons. Gene Ontology annotation, cellular component: nucleus; cytoplasm. Gene Ontology annotation, biological process: phosphate-containing compound metabolic process. The record is from RefSeq and is a predicted model, not a curated record. Gene Ontology annotation, molecular function: magnesium ion binding; inorganic diphosphate phosphatase activity. NCBI's taxonomy places the organism in Eukaryota, Fungi, Basidiomycota, Agaricomycetes, Boletales, Coniophoraceae.